GCCGGGGCCGCGGUGGGCGGGGCCCGAGGCGGGCGCAUUUAAAGAAAGGCAGAGGGCGAAGGGAGGCUAGAGAGGAGAAGAAAGGAACCGGGGGGCCCGGCGCCGUCCAAUGACAAAGCCCAGGGGUGGGCGCCGGCCGCCAUCUUGUACCGGGCGGCAGGAUAUUCGCCCGCGUCUUCCGCCCUCGGAGGGGGAGGGGCGGCGGCCGAGGCGAGAAAAGUAGCGAGAGCGGCGCCGGCCCGGAGGCGCCAGCAGCGGCGGCCGCCGCGGAGCCGGACGCGGGCGGGAGGGCCGAGGGCGGAGGGCCGAGGGCGGAGGGCGGGCGGGGGCGAGCGCGGGCGGCCCCGAGCGGCCCCGAGCGGCCCCGAGCGGCCCCGAGCGGCCUCCGAUGCGGCGCAGCGUCAAGAGGCGGCGGCGCCGGCCCCCGGCCGCCCCGGCCCCGGCCGCCCGGGGCGGCGGCCUUCGGGCCGGAGGAGGGGCCGAGCCCGAGGCGCGGGAGGAGAAGGUGGUGUACUCGCGGUCGCAACUGUCGCUGGCCGACAGCACCGAGACGCUGGGCGACGCCUUCAAGCUGCUGGUGCCCCGCAGCACGGAGUUCAUGAGCUCGGACGCGGAGCUCUGGAGCUUCCUCUGCAGCCUCAAGCACCAGUUCUCGCCGCACAUCCUGCGCAGCAAGGACGUCUACGGCUACGCCUCCUGCCGGGCCCUGGUGCCCGACCCGCCGCCGCCCCCCGCCGCCCGCCGCCACUCGCGCGGCCCGGCCGCCAGGAGGAGGCGCCGCGGAGCCCGGCCGGCCGCCGCCGCCCGCCGGAGGAAGCCGCCCCCGCCGCCGCCGCCGCCGCCGCCGCCGCCGCCGUCGUCCCCGCCGCCGCCCGCCGCCCCCGGGCCCUGCUUCGGCGGCCGCAGCCUGGAGGAGAUCUGGAGGGCCGCCACCCCGACGCUGACCACCUUCCCCACCAUCCGCGUCGGCGGCGACGUGUGGGGCGAGCGCAGCCUGGCGGCGGCGCGGCGCCGGGCGCGCCAGGUGCUGCGAGUGAACCUGGAACCCGUGGUGAGGCUCCGCCGCUUCCCGGUGCCCCGGGCGUGAGCCGCGGCCCGGCCCCGAGCGGCCGCCCAGUGACAGUCGAGUGUUUACAGACCCGGCCCGGCCCGGCCCGCGUCCCCUAGUGCACUUUACGGGCGGGGGAGCCCCCGAGGCGCCCUGCCGGCCCGUGGCUCCAGGCGCCCGGCGCCCGGCUCCCGGCGCCCGGCCCGGCAGGUGCGCGCCCGCCGCCCCCCGGGCCGCCCCCCGGGCCGCCCCCCGGCGGAGGACCCAGCAGGACCCGCGGCGGAGCCCCGGCCUCCCAGCCCCGCGUGGAGACGCCUCCAGGACGCUCGGGGCGCAUCCGUUUUUUCCCUCCCCUUUCGGACUCUCUACCUCACUGGUCUGGAAGUCCUCCGAACUCAUUCUUCUUCUUCUUUUUUUUUUUUCCCCCGAAGGAAUUUGGUUUCGCGCUUGUGUAAUAAAGCUAGAAUUUACUUGCUGUCCAUCCAUCCGCCUUCCCGCCCCCCCCCCACCCCCCCACCUCUUCCCACCCCAACCUUUUUUUUUUUUUUUCUUUUUUCCUCUUUUCUUUCCUUGUCGGGACUGCCAACCCCUCUUUCUGGAGGAAAGAUCGACUGUGUUUUCAGAGGUGUUGCACCAGUCUGUGCUCAGGGUAUUCUGAAUCCCACUCGUUUCCGCGUUUCAACUGGAUUCCAAAGCUUUGACCAAGGAUAUUUUUCUAGGGAAUUCAAGCUACGACUGUCAGUAGUGUAAGGAUUUGUAUGGCUUCGAAUUUCGUGGGCUCAGUGACUACAAACAAAGAGCUGCAAAGUAUGACUGUUAAGACAUUUUUUGUUUUUUUGGUGAGCGUUUCUAAAAGAUUUUUUAUAUUGAGACUUAAUGUUUAUAUUUACUGAGCUCCUAAAGGAAAGUGGUAGAAACUCGUGAAGUUUUGUUUAGGAAAAGUUGACCUGUUAAAUCCUUUUUAAUCGAAUAAAAUUUAAAGUGCACUGAAACCACAUGGCUUGUGAUUGAAAACAAACAACAGAAAAUGAAUGAAUGAAUGAAUGAUUCUAAAGAACUGGUGUUGGUUAAAGAGAUGGAUGGAAUCCGACUGCAAAUGAUUUGGCCUCCUUGUACUCGUCUCACAUACCGACCUGGGACCAUUUCAAGGAUAAUUUAUUUUAAAGUGGAAUUCGCAUAGGAAAAAUGAGUAGGUGUAAACGCUGCGAUUAAAAUGCUACACGGAAUACCCAUUGGGAUUCUCAAGUAUUCAUGAUCCAUCCAGAGGGGUGAGGCAUUUCUUGGUAUCAAAUAACUGGUCGAAGUUGACUUUGGGCAAAAUAAGAUUUUCCUUCCUUGCUUUUGUUGUUGGAUAACAAGAAAUGUCCAGAUUACUAUCCAUCACUCUUAAAAACAUCAUAAUUCGUUGACCGUUGUACGCCAUGAAUUUUCCUUUAUUACUUUUUUUUUCCUUUUCCAUUCGUAAUUAUGUUUGCAGUUAUUGGUCUUUUGUUUGACAGCCGAGAAAACCACAGGAAUCGAACAGGCGAGCCACACAGAAUACUGACCCUUCUUUUACACUUUUGUAAUAGUGUUUAUACCAUAUGGCCCAGUGUGGAAUAAUGGAUAAUCCAAGUGCCUUUGGUCAUUGGUGGCAGCAAGACUUUGAUGGUUUUUAGCCAGUGGUGCCACAGCCAGAUUUUACUGCAAUAUCUAAAGGGUCAAGUAGUGACUUUGUACCACUGUUAUUGCAAAUUUAAGUAUUCUGCUAUGGAACCAUCCAUACCAGGCUGGAACAUGACCUAUGAAAUCUUCAAUGUCAAGGUUUCUUUCUGCUUGGCAGCUUCUUAGGGGAAUAAUGAGAGUUGCGAUUUUGACUCUUGUGUUUUUAGAAUUCAAAUGGCAUAGCUUUCUGAGAUGAAUUUUUCAAGUUUAAUAGUUAACAGUAGCAGUUUUGUGACUUUAAUUUCAGUGUUCUUGUUUUGUAAAAAAAAAAAAAAAGAUCUAUAUAUAUAUAUAUAUAUACAUACAUAUAUAUAUAUGACUUUAUGCCAGUUUCCCAGUAAGCCUCAUAUUCUUUUAUUCACUACUCAAUGAUAAUGUGUUGUUACAAAUACUGUCACAUGAGUAAAUAAAAGUGAAUAAUUACUUAGAAGAUGGAGAGUGUUAAAUUAUAUUUGUGUGAUAGGAAGCUUAUAUAUAUUCUUUUGGUUAUUAGCUUCCAUUGCCAACUGUACUUAAAUGCAUAGGGUUUUCCUCCCCUCUUCCCAAAUUGUUAACUUUUUUAGCUGAUUAGCACCCGAGAAAAAGAAUAUGUAUUUGUACCACUUCACUAUUGUAUAUAAUUUUAUAAUAAGUAAAAAAAAAAAAAUAAACCCAAUGGCCAUAUUAGAAUGUAAUUUCAACACAGAGCCUAUCUAGAGAGGUUCCCAGAUGAUUUUGAAAUUAGGUGUAGCUGGGGGGAUAACUUUGCUCAGCACAAAAUUGAAACGUAACCAUUGACACCAUGCAUUUAUUUUAACUGAGAAUCUUAUUUUUUUUCCUCUUAUGCCUUCCUCAUUACUUUAGUGCGCUUAAACUUGCAUAAAUACUUUGGAUUAUCUGGGCUAUCUGGUUUCGGUUUGGAUAUGAUUGCCCAUCCUAAAUUCAAUAUGUUAUUUAUCUGGCCUGUUAAAAAAUCAUGCCAUUUCUAGUUUGUGAAAUAAGAUGUAAAAAAAUCUUUAUUUUUGCCAAGUUGUCUUUACCAAAACCUUGCUAAAGUUAGUUGUUUUACGACUUAUAAAAUGUGAAGAAACAACUAAUAUAGUUGAUUAGUAUAUUAAUAGGAGAAUGGAAGUAUUUUAUGGAUACGCUUGGGGAGAAUGUGAAAAGGAACUUGGCACGGUGGCCUUUAUGGUGAGGCAUUCAGUUACUGUCUUCUAAAGUGAGUCCGUAGCUUAGCUUGUAUAUAGCUUUUUUUUUUUUUUGAAAGAAAUCCCAUAAUCUUUAUUCAUUCUCUUACCUUUAUAUCUCAUAUGGCACAAGUAAAGGGGGAAAGUAGGAGGAAGAAGUUUAUCACCUUGUUAUGCUUUUAUUUAGUCUUGAGUGCCUAAAUGUGGUGACCGGCACCUCAGAUAACCUUUUCAAUUCCUAAUGUCCUUAUUAUCCUCCUUCUUGUCAACCAGCAGCUUCUUUUUCUUUACCGAAUCCAGUAACGUUACGAUUGUUGAGGGCAAGCUUCAUUGUUGUUAGUGCAAAGUGUCACUGUUGUGGUGUGUAUUUAUUUUGUCCAAGUUUGAGUACCUGAUUGGACAGGUGUAAGUUAAACUGGUGGCCGACACAUAACUGAUUUGCUGUGUGCAAACAAUAGUACUAUUUUUCUGGAAACUGUUCCGUAAAAACACAUGGAAAAUAUUUGAAUAUGAAAAAAACCCAGGCAAUUUUGAACUCAGAAGUUUUUCUUUAUUUAAAGGAUUGCCACAGCACUCUUUAAAUUGGUGUUUUUUAAUACACAUAUAUACAUAAUAUUUACUUUGUUGGUGUGUUUAAAAUAAUUUUUGGUAGACUGUUAUGUCUUAAGUGCAUUAGAAGGCAAUUGUUUGUAAUGGAACUGAAUUGUUUUCUUGGACAGUUUGAUGUGCGCAUAUGAUUAAGAUUUGCAAUCUGGUUGUACUUUUUAAUUUAUUAACUGUAAAUAAAUUUUAGAGAAUAUA
This is a messenger RNA of Nyctereutes procyonoides (raccoon dog), 4719 nucleotides long. It is a transcript of the gene CCDC71L, whose product is annotated as coiled-coil domain containing 71 like. Lineage: Eukaryota; Metazoa; Chordata; Mammalia; Carnivora; Canidae. The transcript has 2 exons. The record is from RefSeq and is a predicted model, not a curated record. Bases 389 to 1087 code for a protein of 232 amino acids.